AUGAUGAAGUGGCUGCUUUUGGCUGUUUUCUGCAUUGCUGCCUACGCAUGGGCCGAUGGGGUAACCUGAAAAUUCCGAAUCAAUCAUACAGUUUUGCUAAUUUCAGUCUGAAGACGCGAAUAUCGACCAACUGAUGUCGCGAGUCUACCGAACCGUGCUGCUCAAGUCCAAGAGAAGCCGUAAUACCUGUUUCCCAAGUAAUGGAAUUUAUAAUUCUAAAUUUUCAGCAUCCAUGGGACUCUCUCUGGCCGAGUACAUGGCUUCCCCACAGGGCGGAGACAACUUCCACUUCAUGCCGUCCGGCCGGAAGUAAACCGAGAACACACUGAUGACUUUCUUUUGUAAUACCAUGAAUCCCCCCUCAUUGUGGCCCUGACUGUAACUAAUGAAAUGCACACACACAAUCUCUCUCUCUCUCUCUCUGUUUCUCUCUCUCUCUCGCUCUUUGUGUCUCUCACCUUUUUCAUCCUCUCUCUCUGUCUCUCUGUCUGUCGCUGACUCGUGUCGUUCUAGAACCAUCUGCAAAUUUGUUCCUGAAAACAAUAAGAUCAUCCAUCCCCCCUCCCCCACCCCCCAAAGACGCUGCUCCUCAAUUUGUGUACGUUACUUGAUAUUCGUCAGUUUUUUUCUCGAUACCUAGUCUUCAUUUCCCCAUUCUUCCCCCAACAAGUUGAAAAAUCCAUUGACCCAAUAAAUGUUUGCAUCGUUACGUUCGCAAGCUCGUUUUGGGAAAAAAAGCAAAUUAGAGCCCUCAAAUUGAGAAAAUUGAACGACUUGAAUAAUGGGUUUUCAGAAACCCUUUUUGUGUAGUUUCAGAGGCUGAAUACCGGGGCGGACUUAUGAUAAUUCAUGAGUCACAACUCACGUCAGUUUAAGUUGUGUAAUAUUUCAUUAACAAACAUGUCGUUAUCAUAUCAAAAGUUACGGUUAAUCAAGUGAGCACAGAUUGGUCUGAAGAUGAAACGGACGUAGCGGAGUGAUGAUCAGAAAAUCGGAGAAGUUCAGUUCCAUUGCAAGCGAUUACGGUUGUAGUUAAUCUCACGGAUACGGGAUAGUCUAUCGCGGAUCAAGCGAGCGUUGGUAGUGAACAGGUUCGACAGGUCACGGCUCCAGAUCAAGGUCUCACGGCAGAAUCGCUGAAGAAUUAUUUGGUUUGAUCGGUGAGCUCAAGUGCAAAUCAACCAUGAGAUCCACGACAUUGUUCUCCAUGUCCAAGUAGAACUCCCUGAACCACUUCCGUCUGGCAGCGACGAGGCGUCUUGACAAGGUGAUUUUGUAGUCAACAGUCAGCUGAAAACGUGUACACUUCUAAAAGGUUAACACAAUGUUGCAACAAACAUGUGAGCUUUGCAGUUGGUCCAUCAUUGCAUCGAGCAUACACGCGGCUUGUCGGCGGUCGUACUGAGCGUUUAGUAUUGAAAUGAGAAAAUCUACACAUUUCAUUCUCACAUACCGCAAUCUGGUUAAACAGGGAGAGUUUCAGUUCUGUUUCCUGGUGACUAGAUAAAAAAUCCAUCUGAAAAUUUUUAAUAAAUGCGACUUUUGUAUGUAAAGAAAAAAUGAUAGUAGGAAAUGAUAUGUGACAACAAGAUCAGUGAUUGAGGAGAUCCAUUGAUUUCCGUUUCGUUGGGCACAGCUAUCACUGCUCUUAUUAGCAUAAAACGUGAAAAGACAUGGGCGGAAUGUUAAUCCGAGUGCUUGCUCACUUUUUAUGUGGGCGGCAGGUGAAUGGGUAUUAUGUGAGACAAUUUGAGCGAAAUUCAAGCAGAGAAGUCUCAGACCUUGCUAUAAAAACAGGUGAAACAGAAAGCGCACGUGAGUAUGCAUGACUAGAUACGCAUAAUCUGAAAUUAAUUAUGUGGUAUUCUUGAGAAACAAAACGUUUGGAAACUAAUGUAUGUGUGGGCGUUCCAGAGCUUUGACUAAUGUAAGACAGAAAAGAGAAUAGGACGGGGGGGGGGGCAAAAAGAAGAGAGAAGAACGGCCUAAUACUACCGAGGCUUAAUUUGGAAAAGAACGAGUCGAAUGCUGCUCAAUGCAUUCACAUUUCUUGCUGCUCAAAAUGAGAAGAAACGUUUCUGCUCUUGUUUGCCUCUUUCUGUUCUUCCCUCACUUAUUCUCUCCAAUUGCCGCUUCUUGGCAAAACAGCUGAAGAGAAGAACUGGAAGGCCGUGACGGAUUAUGAGUGAGACACCCGUUUUCACAUGCACGCCCGGACCCUCUGGCGAGUCGAAUAGUCAUCGCCCGCCAAGCAACCAAGUUUAUUUUCUCUCGUCAGCGAAACAUUUUCAUGCAUCAAUAAUUGGCUGAAAGUUCGUACUGAGCUAUGAAGUAUUCAUAAACUCAAGCUUAUUAAGUUUAAAAAAGUGGUCGACAUGGGAAGUAAACAGGGAAUGGAAGAGAAGGAUCUAGAAAAAAGCAAUGUCAACUACGGAUUACGAACUACGAACUACGGAAAGGAAAUUUUGCAGAACAGAGCUAAUCCACUAACUUUCGAUACUUUCAAGGUGUUAUGAGGGCAACAUUUGAGCCAAUAAAUUACACUGAAGAACCCCUGAAGACGUAGCGUAGUGUUGAAUUGGCUUUGACAAAGUCGUGACAGAGCACUCAUCCCACUACCUGGUCCAGAAAUUGCCACUUUCUAUACACCAUGGUACCGCUGGUCCCCCGUAGUACCGUCCAUUUCUUCUUGAUACCGCUGAUUCCACCAAAGUACCGCUCGUCCAGGAUAGAGCCAAAUGUUCACCGAUGCUUUGCACUACACACCUGGACAUAAUUAUAAAGGCGCCCCAAAAAACCGAUGUCGAACAGGGUUUCAAACGGGACUAGAGGGGAUUGAAAGGUCCCAUAAAGGGUACAAACAUUCCAAAGGGCUUAUCUCCAUUUCUCGUUUUAGCCGAGAUACUGUCAAAAAGGUGCAAAAACGGUACCGUUUUAAAAAAAAAUUGUAUCACUGUCAAAUUUUGAGUAAAACAGGCGGUAAAAAAACGAAAAUGUAGCUAAUGGAAUGUUUAAUGCUGAUGUGCAAUACAUGUUUUAUGGAUGUACUAUAGUACCAUAGCACGUCUGCCCUAUUUGAAAUUUUUGAGAUCCCGCCUCCUCCACCUUUGGGAUCGUCGCCUAAAGGGCGUGAUGGCAGUGAAGCACGGUUUGGGAGUGGCCGAGUGGGCGUGAUUUCACUGUCACUAUAUAAAACGAGAACAACGCCAAACCAUCUCUCUCUUCCUCCUUCCGACGUUAUUGCUAUGCAAGAAGUCAAACUCUUCACCAAAUCUCUCUCUUCCUCUCUUCAUACUUUGUUGACUAACUUUCUUGUACAUUUUUUUGUUAAUUGGGUAUGUUCCACUUUUAAAGCCCAUUCCAUCAGCUACAUUUUCGUUUUUUUACCGAGUGUUUUACUCGAAAUUUCACAGAGAUACGAUUUUUUGUAAAAAGGUACCAUUUUUGCACAUUUUCCAUUCUUUCUCGGAAGACACACAAAAAAUUUUUCGGCGUCCGACUCGUCUUUUUCCAAAUGCUCUUAUUGAUCUAAAACCAAUAAAGGCCCCAAUUUUCCCUUAAAAACUCUCCAAGUAGGUAGUGGUCCUUCGACGAAGGUUCUUGCCACCGGUGCACCCCAGGCUCGCCGACUUUCAGAUAUUUUGCAGGUUUCCCACAAGCAGAAAGAACUUCAGAUCAUUUUUUUCGAGAAUCAGCAUUAUUACAUAUUUAGAUAUUGUUCGCGAUGUAAACAAUCGUAUUUCUUACAUUUAUUCAGGAAUGUCGUUUUACGUUAUUUCAAUUAGGUUGUUCGGAAAGUGCUAGUCAUUUUUGGGUUCAGAAAAAUGUAUUGUGAAACAAGUCAAAGAGUUUGGUCUUUCUGGCAAUGGCGACGAGCGUUAUCAUUUCCUUUUUGUGUAUUUCAUGUUUUCGCACGUCAGCUGGCUCGAGCGAGUCCGUUUCGACCUACCGCCCGCCAAACCGCACACUCUUUUUGUCUGCGUCUCUCGGCCGGCGGUCCCCCUCGCCGAUCUCGAUCGAUUCACUUCAUAUUUCCCCGUUGCCGGUCCGACGCAUAUUCCAACGGAACCAUCACUAGGGGCUGCACUGGCGAAGGGAUAGAAAGGAUCAAGAAAGAUGAUAAGGUGAGUUGAGAAAGAAUUUCAAGACGCAAACUGACAUAUUUCCAGGUUUCGAUCACGGAUACGUCGCUGAUUAUAUUUAUUAUUAUUAGACGCAACAAAGAGAAGACUGGAGACUCGGAUACAACGAAGUCAGGUGCGUAAUUCAACUAGUUCUCGCUCGAACUAUUUUGUUCACCAAAUUGAGUGAUUUCGAGUUCCGAGCUUCCACAAUCAAUGUGUGUUUUCAUUUCAAUAAUUACUAGAGACGUUUUUGGACGAAACACCCUUUAUUACAGAGAGAGUCUACUCCCGUAUGCAUAUUCCGACAAAAACUAUAAAUUUUUUCUAUUCGGAGGACACUUAUCGGACGAUGUUAGCAGAUGUCGGUUAUUAUGAUCUUAUUGAUGAGGCUACCAGGUACACGUUUUGAUUCUACUUUUCUUCUGACUCUCCAAGAAACCCCGGGAACCGGUAAUCCUGCUUUUCAGAGUUUACCAUUAG
Molecule: messenger RNA, 4604 nt
Organism: Caenorhabditis sp. 36 PRJEB53466
Lineage: Eukaryota; Metazoa; Nematoda; Chromadorea; Rhabditida; Rhabditidae
Source: the annotation of a GenBank genome assembly